This is a messenger RNA of Mirounga angustirostris (Northern elephant seal), 2555 nucleotides long. It is a transcript of the gene ZYG11A, whose product is annotated as zyg-11 family member A, cell cycle regulator. NCBI's taxonomy places the organism in Eukaryota, Metazoa, Chordata, Mammalia, Carnivora, Phocidae. Gene Ontology annotation, cellular component: Cul2-RING ubiquitin ligase complex. The record is from RefSeq and is a predicted model, not a curated record. The transcript is spliced from 14 exons.
AGGCUGCGGCGGGCGCGUGCGCGCCGCCACGCCGGGCGUUUCAAAACUCUUGCGGCCGACGGAGUGGCGUGAGGGCUGCGUGCUCUGCUAGGAGCCGGCGCGGCUCCGGCUGCUUCCCGGCUGGAGUCGACUCGUCUCGCGGGAUCCGGGUCCCGGCUCGACGCCCGCUCUCUCCUGACGCCCCACCGAAGGGGGUCGCCAUGGUUCACUUCUUGCACCCCGGCCUCUCGCCCCGGACCAUCGAACCUCCUGACGCUCAGAAGGAUGCGCUGGGUUGCUGCGUGGUGCAGGAGGAGGCAUCUCCCUACUCUUUGGUCAAUAUCUGCCUGAACGUCCUGAUUGCUAACCUAGAGAAAUUGUGUUCUGAAAGAUCUGACGGAACCUUGUGCCUUCCAGAGCAUUGGAGUUUCCCUCAGGAAGUAGCUGAUCGAUUCCUUGGGGUAAUGACAUGGCAAGGCAAGCUGACUGAUAGAACAGCAAGCAUUUUCCAAGGCAACCAAAUGAAACUGAAGCUGGUCAAUAUUCAAAAAGCUAAAAUCUCGGCAGCUGCAUUCACAAAAGCCUUCUGCCAUCACAAAGUCAUUGAGCUAGAUGCUACUGCUGUGCACACUGACCUCCCAAUUCCAGACAUCAUAAGUGGACUCUGCAGCAAUAGCUGGAUCCAGCAAAACCUUCGGUGUCUCCUGUUGGACUCGGCAAGCAUCCCUCAAGAUUCAAGACUACUCUUCUUUGGUCAGCUCACUGGUCUUCGCAUUUUAAGUGUUUUCAAUGUUUGUUUUCAUAGUGAAGACCUGGCUAAUGUUUCUCAGUUACCAAAACUGGAAAGCUUGGAUAUUUCUAAUACUCUGGUCACUAACAUCUCUGCACUCCUUACCUGUAAGGAUCGACUCAAAUCUCUGACAAUGCACUAUCUGAAAUGUCUGACUAUGACCAAACCACAAAUUCUUGCAGUUAUUAGAGAACUUAAAUGUCUGCUUCACCUUGAUAUUUCUGAUCACAGGCAACUCAAAUCAGAUUUAGCUUUUCAUUUGCUGCAGCAAAAGGAUAUUCUGCCUCAUCUUGUGUCGCUGGAUAUUUCAGGGGGCAGUUGCAUCACCGAUGGAGCUGUAGAACUGUUCAUACAGCAGCGACCUGCGAUGCAGUUUGUGGGACUGUUGGCUACGGAUGCUGGUUAUUCUGACUUCUUUACUGCAAAGCAAGGCUUGAGGGUUGCUGGAGGAGCCAAUAUGAGGCAGAUUUCAGAAGCACUGAGCCGAUACAGGAAUAGGUCAUGUUUUAUGAAGGAAGCACUCUACAGGCUCUUCACAGAGACAUUUUCAAUGCAGGUAACCAUGCCUGCUAUUUUAAAGCUUGUGGCUGUAGGAAUGAGGAAUCAUCCAUUGGAUUUGCCAGUGCAGUUCACAGCCAGUGCUUGUGCCCUCAACUUAACACGCCAGGGCCUGGCCAGGGGGAUGCCUGUUCGUCUGUUGUCAGAGGUCACCUGUCUGCUUUUCAAGGCUCUGAAAAAUUUCCCCCAUUACCAGCAGUUACAGAAGAAUUGUCUUCUCUCCUUAACUAAUUCCAGGAUUCUUGUGGAUGUUCCAUUUGACAGGUUUGAUGCUGCCAAGUUUGUUAUGAGAUGGCUCUGUAAACAUGAGAACCCCAAGAUGCAAACAAUGGCAGUGAGUAUCACCUCUAUUCUAGCCCUGCAGCUCUCACCUGAGCAAACUGCACAACUUCAGGAAGAGCUCCUCAUGGCAGUUAAGGAACUUCUAGCAAUAGUAAAACAAAAGACUACUGAGAAUUUAGAUGAUGUCACCCUCUUGUUUACUUUGAAAGCACUUUGGAAUCUUACAGAUGAGUCUCCAGCUGCCUGCAAUCACUUUAUGGAAAAUCAAGGAUUGACAACCUUUAUCCAAGUCUUGGAGACUUUUUCAGAGUCAGCAAUACAAAGCAAAGUACUUGGUCUUUGGAACAACAUAGCUGAAGUUAGAGAACUCUCUUCCAAGCUGGUGACUGAAGAUGUGCUGAAACAUAUUAGCAGCUUGCUCCAUAGCAAAGAAAUGGAAGUCAGCUAUUUUGCUGCAGGCAUCAUAGCCCACCUGACAUCUGACAAACAGCCCUGGAUGUCCCAUGACCUUCAGAGGAGUGCUCUUCUCCAGGAUCUGUAUGCAACCAUCCAGAAUUGGCCAAGUUCAAGUUGUAAGAUGACAGCAUUGGUGACUUACAGAUCCUUCAAGGCAUUUUUCCCACUCCUUGGCAACUUCUCUCAACCAGCAGUUCAGCUCUGGGCGCUAUGGGCAAUGUAUCAUGUCUGCAGUAAAAACCCCAGCAAAUACUGCAAAAUGUUAGUUGAAGAAGAAGGAUUGCAGCUUUUGUGUGACAUCCAGAAGCACAGUGAGGCAGACCCCCAAGCACAGCAGAUUGCAACCUCCAUGCUAGAUGACUUCAGAAUGCAUUUCAUGAACUAUCAGAGACCCCUUCUGUGUUGAAUGCCCUUCUUAACCUCUGGAGCUUCAGAGGUGCUCUCUGUUCUCAGUGUCAGGACUUCUGCGUUGCCAGUAAUUGAAUGUUGA